This is a messenger RNA of Closterium sp. Naga37s-1, 1680 nucleotides long. NCBI's taxonomy places the organism in Eukaryota, Viridiplantae, Streptophyta, Zygnematophyceae, Desmidiales, Closteriaceae. The record is from the annotation of a GenBank genome assembly.
AUGGCGCGGCGCAAGACGAAGGAGAGCAAGCGCAGGGCGGCGCAGGCGGGGAAGGAGGAGGAGGCGGCGGCGCAGAUGGCCCCGGACGAGAAGGUUCCGCGGACCAUGAUGUUCGCGCGCGGGAAGGUCAACAUUCUCCUCAAGCGCCUCGUGCAGGACAUGCGCAAAAUGCUGCUGCCUUUCACCGCGCUCAAGCUCAAGGUCCGCUCUCGCGGGAACGCGCGCUCUUCCCGCUUCUCCCCCGCUCCCCCUCUCCCCCGUCUCCCCCCUCUCCUUCCCCCCCAAUCCCCCGGCGCGACCAUCUCCGCACCUCUCUUCCUCGUCAACCAACAGCGCCCAAUGUUUCGGGCCGUUUCCUCCCCGUUCCCUCGCGCCCUUACUGAAUCCAGGAAAAACAACCUCAAGGACUUCCUCCACGUGGCAGGCCCUCUGGGUGUGACGCACUUCCUGAUGCUCUCCAAGUCUGACGUGUCUCCUUACCUGCGCGUCGCACGCACGCCACGUGGUCCCACCCUCACCUUCCGCGUCCUCGACUACUCCCUCGCUGCUGACGUGGCGAAAUCCCAGAGGCGCCCGUACGUGCCAGCUGGCGUGUUCGAGGCGCCGCCACUGGUGGUGAUGAACGGCAUGGGGGCAAGUGGCAAAGGCACGGAGCAUCUGAAGCUGAUGACCAUCAUGUUCCAAAACAUGUUUCCACCCAUCAACGUCUCCACUGUGAAACUCUCCGAUUGCAGGCGUGUCCUGCUCCUGAACCACGACCCUGCCAGUGGGACUAUUGACAUGCGCCAUUACGCCAUCACCGCCCGCCCCGUGGGGGUGUCAAAGCCGCUGCGCAAUCUCGUGCACCACCACGCACUGCCCAACCUCAGCCACCUCUCCGAUAUCAGCGAACUCGUUACAAGGCCAGCUGCUUACCCUUCAGACAGUGAGGCGGACGAGGGGAGUCGAGUGCAGGCCCCCCAGGACAUGGGGCGGGGCGUGCGGGCGGCGCAGCAGAGCCAGGUGAAGCUGCACGAGCUGGGGCCACGUGUCACGCUGCUACUGGUCAAGGUGGAGGAGGGGCUUUCCAAUGGCGCAGUGAUGUACCACCGAUUCGUUGAGAAGACAGCAGAGGAGGAGGCGGAGUUGCAGCGGAGGGCAGAGGAGCGGCAGAGGGAGAAGAAGAGGCGGAAGGAGGAGCAGGAGGCAAAUGUGCGGAGGAAGAAGAUGCUCAAGGCAUCCAAGGGCAAGGCAGCUGAGGGGGAGGAUGGGGAGGACAGCGAUGGGGAGGAAGAGCAAGGGAAGGCGGUGGGGGCGAGGGAGGGCGAGGGGGAGGAGGAGGAGGAGGAUGACGUGGACUGGUACCGCAAGGAGGUUGGGGAGGAGCCCGAUGACAUCAAUCCUGGUGGUAACGACAUCAAGGAGGAUGAUGUGGACUGGUUUCGCAAGGAGGUUAGUGAGGAGGAGCUUGAUGACAGUAAGUGGUUUCCUUCCCUCCUUGUUCUGUUUCCUCGCUCUGCCGCUCCUGCUCUCCGCUGCUCCCUCACGUGCAAGGAGGUCGACGAGGAGCCUGAUAACAAGGGGGGGAAGCAGGUGGAAGAGGGGGAGGGAGUGGGGGACGAGGGGGGCGAGGGGGAGGUGGGCGUGGGGAGUGGUCGCCGUCAGGGCGUGGUGGAGGGAGGGGAGGACGAGGAGGGAUGA